Molecule: messenger RNA, 1245 nt
Organism: Penicillium salamii
Lineage: Eukaryota; Fungi; Ascomycota; Eurotiomycetes; Eurotiales; Aspergillaceae
Source: the annotation of a GenBank genome assembly
AUGGCACACGGAGCGGAGGACUGCGCGACGGUUCUAGAACAGUUCGUUCACGAUGUGGCCAACCUUCCAGCUGAGAUAAAUCAUUUGAUGGAGGAAAUACAGGCCAAGGACAAGGUCAUGCAGGAGUGUCGCGCGACCAUCAACUCCCGCGACAGCAGCAUUCAAAAGUUCAUCAAAUUGAACGGCAGCCUGACGCCAAACCCCAAGGAAGAACCAUAUGGAAAGACCAUUUUACAGAAUAUGGACAAAUCGCAUGAAUUACAGAACGAAAAGAUUCAAUUGAGCGAGAAAGCCUGCGUGCUCCUGGAUCGACAAAUCAAGCGCCUUGACGUGCGCAUUCGCGAUCUGGUCAACGAAGGCCUCCUCACCAAUGACCCACCUCUGCCUUCAUUAUUCGACUCCAAAAACAAAUACCGCAACCCGCCAAAGGUCUUCUUUCCCGAUUCAACCCCCUCCGAUUCUCCCGCCUACUCAACACCUAUGAACGCGAACUCUGGAAGCGCGAACCCCAUCCUGGCCGCAGCGCAACGUCUUAAUCAAUCCACAACACCACGCCCACCUGGAUCCGCUGCACAGCUUUCCCAGUCCACAGCGCGAAGCUCUGCCCCCGCCACACCCGCCGCAGCUGUCGUUCACCUCCAACAACGACAACGCGAAUCGUCGGCGGGAGCAGUAGACUCCAAACGCCGUCGCUUGAACCCGGUCCUCAGUACUCUCCCGGCUGCUUCAUCAAAUUUGCGCCAGUCUUCUCUUGGCCCUGGAACACCCAAGCCUGGGACACCUUCUGGAAGCCGUGCGGGGAGUGCCGGGCCCCGUACCAGCAUGGGUAUCAAGAAAGCACUCACCAAGAAGAUCGCACCGCAUCAGCAGGUCAAGAAACUCAAAACCGCGCAUGGAAAGCCGCUCAAGCGCUCUUCCAGUAGUGGACGGAUCAAGGCAUCGAAGAAAUCGCCCAACGGCGAGGGAGAUGAAGACGAUGACUCCAUGCUCAGUAGUGCUGAUACUUCGGACUCAGACAAGAGUGACGGUGCGGCGGACGACGAUGUUGAUGACGACGAGGAAGAUGAGGGAAAUGAGGACUCCAAGGUAUAUUGUACUUGUCGCACUGUCAGCCAUGGGGACAUGGUGGCCUGUGACAAUGAUGAGUGUCCUUAUGAGUGGUUCCACUGGAAGUGUGUUGGGCUGACUCGAGAACCGGUGGGGACCUGGUAUUGCGAUGAGUGCCGACGCACUCUUGGAAAAUAG